Molecule: messenger RNA, 1958 nt
Organism: Puntigrus tetrazona (Sumatra barb)
Lineage: Eukaryota; Metazoa; Chordata; Actinopteri; Cypriniformes; Cyprinidae
Gene: casp3a
Product: caspase 3, apoptosis-related cysteine peptidase a
Exons: 7
Coding region: 308-1147 (279 amino acids)
Biological process (GO): positive regulation of apoptotic process; keratinocyte differentiation; neuron differentiation
Cellular component (GO): cytoplasm
Source: RefSeq, a predicted model, not a curated record
UUGAAAUCCCAUAGCAACUGCUACACCCUUCACGUUACCCGUAGCCCGAGCACACUUCCUGGAUGCUGAGUAACCGCUUUGUCCUCGGAAUCCCGUGCAUGACAAGCUUCCCGUAGCAGGAUAUUUUCGCGUAUUUGCUUCUCAUUGGCUGGUGGAGCGAGUCAACAACAACAACAAUAAAAUCAUCCUUCCGGCGUGAGGGCGCGGUUAUCGGUCUGCCGAUAUCCCGUUAUAAGGCUCAACAAGUCUCCAGAUACACUUCAACGGAGGUUUUAUCUUAUUAAGAGUGACCGUUAAACGUUUGGAGAUGAACGGAGAUUGCGUGGACGCGCGGCCCGGGGACGCGACAGAUGCUGGUCCGGAUGGGGCGUCAGGAGAGCAGGAUGUGCAGGUUGAUUCUAAGGCUCAGUCACAUGACUUCAGAUACAGCCUGAGCUACCCCAGCAUUGGCCUCUGCAUCAUCAUCAAUAACAAAAACUUUCAUCGCAGUACAGGCAUGAACCAGCGGAACGGUACUGAUGUAGAUGCAGGAAAUGUAAUGAAUGUGUUUCGGAAGCUAGGAUACACUGUGAAAGUCUACAAUGAUCAGACAGUUGCACAGAUUAUGCAGGUUUUAACAGCAGUGGCCCGUGACGACCACAGCCGCUGUGCUUCGUUGGUGUGUGUAAUGCUCAGUCAUGGAGAUGAGGGAGUGUUUUAUGGCACCGAUACUUCUGUGGAGCUCAAGGCAUUAACUAGCCUUUUCAGAGGAGACCGCUGCCCAUCACUAGUGGGAAAGCCUAAGCUUUUCUUCAUACAGGCCUGUAGAGGUACAGAACUGGAUCCCGGCGUGGAGUCAGAUACUCAUACGAGCUCCGAUAAUUCUGUGAGGAUUCCUGUGGAGGCAGACUUCCUCUAUGCCUACUCUACCGCACCAGGUUACUACUCCUGGAGAAACACCAUGACCGGUUCUUGGUUCAUUCAGUCCCUUUGUGAAAUGAUGGCAAAGUAUGGCAGAGAACUGGAGCUCAUGCAGAUCAUGACCAGGGUCAACCAUAAAGUGGCACUCGGCUUUGAGUCUACCUCCAACCAGCCUGGUUUUGACGCCAAGAAACAAAUCCCUUGCAUUGUCUCGAUGCUCACCAAGGAGAUGUAUUUCACUGCUUGAAGGGACAAGGGAACUAUUAGAGCUUCUCCAGCUUUUCUGUAAGCAACACAGGUACAGAAUAUACACUGAGGGUAGACUUUAAGCACAGAAGCGUAAGCUGGGCAUGCUCACUUUGGGGUUUCUCUGUCUCAGGACUGGUGUUGUGGGUCGUGUUGGCAUUUAAAAUACUGCAUGUGAAAGCAGCUUCUCAGGUUUUUGUUUACCUUUUGAAAAUAUACAGUUUUGUCUCUGGUUUUCUAAUUAUAAUCUAAUAAUGAGCAAUCACCAAUGACAGGAGAGGUUAGGAUUUUUUAAAUUACAGUAAUCAGGGACUUUAAAAGGGUGCUGUAAUAAUUCGACUGUACAAUAAGGGCAUUUAAUUGAAGUAAAUUCUGCUAACUUAACGUAAAAAGCAAAGUACAAUCAAUAAUAUUCCCUGUCACUGAACCAUGGGAACGUUUUGGUGCAACUUCUGAAAUCUAAUGUACAGGUUUCCAUUAGGAAGCAAUAAAGCAUUUUACUGUACUAGUCUAUUCCUACAGGGAAAAAAACAGCUAAGUUUUUUUUUGUUUUUUUUUGUGGUAAUAGACACCAAUACUACCUUUUAUAUUAUAUUAACAUAAAUUAUAUUUAAUUUGGACUGCUUUUUGGUUAGUCUCUUCAAGAUGAUUAUGAAGACUGUGAGAUCUUCCUACGAAAACGUACUGUUCAUGUUUAUUGUAUACUCUUGUUUACUAUACAUAAAUGCUUUUUGUGUAUAAACUGCUUUUGCAUGCGUUUAAACGGCUCUGUAGUGCACUGGAUGAUAAUACAUAUUUCCCUCAGAACCUAA